CCCCGAUGGCCGCCGCCGGGCCCCAGAGCUCCCUGCGCGGAGCUCUCUGCAGGCAGCUACUGCUGACCCUUGUGGUCUUCAGUUUUGCUUGUGAAGCUUGCAAAAAGGUGAUAUUUCAUAUACCUUCCAAACUAGAGGCAGACAAAGUGGUUGGCAGAGUUAAUUUGAAAGAGUGCCUCGGAUCUGCAGACCACAUCCAAUCCAGUGAUCCUGAUUUCAGAGUUCUAGAAGAUGGGUCAGUAUACACAGCCCAUGCUGUUGUGUUGUCUGAUGAGAAAAGAUCUUUCACCAUAUGGCUUUCUGACUCAAAGAAACAGACACAGAAAGAGAUUCCUGUGCUCCUGGAGCAUCAGAAGAAGGUACUGAGGAAGAGACAUACUAAAGAGACUGUUCUCAGGCGUUCCAAGAGGAGAUGGGCGCCUAUCCCCUGCUCAAUGCUAGAGAAUUCCUUGGGCCCUUUCCCUUUGUUCCUUCAACAAGUCCAAUCUGACGCGGCACAGAACUAUACCAUCUUCUACUCAAUAAGUGGGCGUGGAGUUGACCAAGAACCUUUAAAUCUGUUUUUCAUAGAAAAAGACACUGGAAAUCUGUAUUGUACCCGGCCUGUGGAUCGUGAAGAAUAUGAUGUUUUUGAUCUGAUUGCCCAUGCGUCAACUGCAGAUGGGUAUUCAGCAGACUUACCUCUUCCACUGCCCAUCAGAGUGGAGGAUGAAAAUGACAACCACCCUAUUUUCACAGAAACAAUUUAUAAUUUUGAAGUUCCAGAAAGCAGUAGAAUUGGUACUACAGUGGGAGUGAUUUGUGCCACGGACAGAGAUGAACCAGACACGAUGCAUACGCGCCUGAAGUAUAGCAUUUUGGAGCAGACGCCAGGAUCACCUAGGAUCUUUUCUGUGCAUCCCGGCACAGGUGUAAUCACAACUGUCUCUCAUUAUUUGGACAGAGAGGCUGUAGACAAGUACUCAUUGAUAAUGAAAGUACAAGACAUGGAUGGUCAAUUUUUUGGAUUGAUGAGUACAGCAACUUGCAUCAUAACAGUAAAAGAUUCAAAUGACAAUUUACCCACUUUCAGACAAAAGGCUUAUGAAGCAUCAGUAGAGGAAAAUACGUUCGAUGUGGAAAUCUUACGAAUACCUAUAGAAGACAAGGAUUUAAUUAACACUGCCAAUUGGAGAGCCAAUUUUACUAUUUUAAAUGGCAAUGAAAAUGGACAUUUCAAAAUCAGUACAGACAAAGAAACUAAUGAAGGUGUUCUCUGUGUUGUAAAGCCACUGAAUUAUGAAGAAGACCGUCAAGUGGUCCUGGAAAUUGGAGUAGGCAAUGAAGCUCCAUUUACUGGAGAUGUGACACUCAGAAUGACAAACAUGAACAGAGCCAGGGUCACAGUUCAUGUGAAGGAUCAGGACGAAGGGCCUGAAUGCAGACCUGCAGUCCAAUAUGUACAGAUUAAAGAAAACUCCCCAGUGGGUUCAAAUAUCAAUGGAUAUAAGGCAUAUGACCCUGAAACUAGAAGUAGCAGUGGUUUAAGGUACAAAUUAUUGCAUGACCCGAAAGGGUGGAUCACCAUUAAUGAAAUUUCGGGCUCACUCGAAACUUCCAAAAUCUUAGACAGGGAGGCUGUAACUCCCAGACGUGCCUUGUAUAAUGUUACAGUCCUGGCAAUAGAUAAAGAUAGUAGAUCAUGUACUGGAACCGUUGCAGUUAACAUUGAAGAUGAGAAUGAUAAUCCACCAAAAAUACUUCAAAAUUAUCUAGUAAUUUGCAAACCAAAGAUGGAGUAUGUUGACAUUUCAGCUGUUGAUCCUGACGAGCCCAUCCACGGCCCUCCAUUUCACUUCAGCUUGCCAAAAACUCCAGAAAUCAACAGACUAUGGACCCUUGCCAAAGUUAAUGAUACAGCUGCCCGUCUUUCAUAUUUGAAAAAUGCCAAAUUUCAAGAAUAUUAUAUUUCCAUUACCGUAAAAGAUGGAGGAGGUCAAUCUGCAAUAACAACCUUGAGAGUGAACCUCUGUGAUUGUACUCAUCCAGAUAAAUGUCGCAUGACUGCAGGGAGUGCAGGAAUGGUACUUGGCAAAUGGGCGAUCCUUGCGAUACUUCUGGGUAUAGCAUUGCUUUUCUCUAUAUUGCUAACUGUAGUAUGUGGACUUGUUAGUGCCAGAAAUGAAAAAACGUUUCCUGAAGAUUUGGCACAGCAAAACUUAAUCAUCUCAAACACAGAAGCACCUGGAGAUGAUAAAGUGUGUUCUGCCAAUGGGUUUACGACCCAUACAGUCGACAACUCUAGCCAAGGCUUUUGUGGUACUAUGGGAUCAGAAGUCAGAAAUGGCAGGCAGGAAACCUUUGAAAUGGUAAAAGGAGGAAACCAGACCUUGGAAUUGUGCCAGGGGGCCGGGCAUCAUCACACCCUGGAUUCCUGCAGAGGAGGCACUGUGGAGAUGGACCACUCGGAGUGGUACAAUUUCACUCAGCCCCGCCUUGGUGAAGAAUCCAUUAGAGGACACACUGGUUAAAAAUUAAACAUAAAAGAAAUUGCAUCUAUGUAAUCAGGAUGAAGACCACAUGCCAUCUCAAGAUUAUGUUCUUACGUAUAACUAUGAAGGGAGAGGAUCUCCAGCUGGUUCUGUAGGUUGCUGCAGUGAAAAACAGGAAGACGAUGGCCUUGACUUUUUAAAUAAUUUGGAAACCAAAUUUACUGCCUUAGCAGAAACAUGCACAAAGAAAUAAUGUUACAGUGCUACAAUUAGAUAUAUCUUCGUCAGACAUUCUGGAGGUUUCUGAAAGGGAUAUUGUAAAAUUUAAUUGAUAUCUAGAUAUAUAUGAAUAU
Messenger RNA from Lipotes vexillifer (Yangtze River dolphin), 2824 nucleotides. RefSeq names its product desmocollin-3. The transcript has 17 exons. NCBI's taxonomy places the organism in Eukaryota, Metazoa, Chordata, Mammalia, Artiodactyla, Lipotidae. Gene Ontology annotation, biological process: homophilic cell-cell adhesion. Bases 6 to 2510 code for a protein of 834 amino acids. Gene Ontology annotation, molecular function: gamma-catenin binding; calcium ion binding. Gene Ontology annotation, cellular component: plasma membrane; desmosome. The record is from RefSeq and is a predicted model, not a curated record.